Pteronotus mesoamericanus is the source of this 1241-nucleotide messenger RNA. Its product is annotated as pulmonary surfactant-associated protein D-like. Bases 264 to 1043 code for a protein of 259 amino acids. The record is from RefSeq and is a predicted model, not a curated record. NCBI's taxonomy places the organism in Eukaryota, Metazoa, Chordata, Mammalia, Chiroptera, Mormoopidae. The transcript has 5 exons.
UGCUGUCCCCAUCGCUGCAGCACUUCGUGAAAUGCGCCGCAGGGCCCCGGUCCGAUAGAGGUAGAGCCGCUCCUGGGCGGGGCCUCGGCGCGGGCUGCCCCACUCCCCACUCUGUCCUCUGUUGUCCUUCGUCUCUCCCGGGCGGGAGAAGGCUCUGUGAGUUCGGCCACCUGAGAGAGCGAUUCUCGCUGGAUUCUGGGCUGGACAUCAUCUGCAGGGUAGACCCUCCUCUCCCUCAAUGUCACUUUGCCGCCUUAAAGGCCAUGCCUCUCCUCCUCCUCUCCGUGCUGAUCCUAGUCACUCAGCCUCUGAGGUCCCUGGGAACAGAAAUGAAGACCUAUACCGAGAAAACAGUGCCCGAUGCCUGCACCCUGGUCCUAUGUAGCCCUGUGGAGAAUGGCCUGCCUGGUCGUGAUGGACGAGAUGGGAAAGAGGGUCCCCGGGGCGAGAAGGGGGAUCCAGGGCCUGCCGGAGCCAUGGGCCCAAAGGGACCUCCAGGUGCCAGGGGUCCCCCAGGACUGAAGGGGGACAGAGGUGCUCCUGGGGACAGAGGAGAAAAAGGAGAGAGUGGGCUUCCAGAUGCCACUGCUCUGAGGCGGCAGGUGGAGGCCUUACAGGGACAGGUACAACGCCUUCAGGGUGCCUUCAAUCGGUACAGGAAAGUGGAUCUGUUUCCUGAUGGACGAGGUGUUGGAGAGAAGAUCUUCAAGACAGGAGGCUUUCAAAAAUCGUUUCAGGAGGCACAGCAAGUAUGCAGACAGGCCGGCGGGGAGUUGGCCUCCCCACGCUCUGCAGCUGAGAAUGAGGCCUUGCAACAGCUGGUCACAGCUCAGAACAAGGGGGCUGCGUUCCUGAGCAUGACUGACUCCCGGACAGAGGGCAAGUUUACCUACCCCACAGGGGAGACCCUGGUGUAUUCCAACUGGGCCCCAGGGGAGCCAAACAAUGAUGGUGGAGAAGAGGACUGUGUGGAAAUCUUCAACAAUGGGAAGUGGAAUGAUAAGUCCUGUGGAGACAAACUCCUUGUGAUCUGCGAGUUCUGAGCCACCAAGGGUGGGUGGGGCACUCAAGCCCAGGAGCCUGGCCAGUGAGUCAGGGCCCAGACCUGUGUGCUGCUGACGUCCCAGCGAUAAGCUGACACCUCUGCUGGCCACGGCUUCUCCUCUAAGCCGUGGGAUGAGGCCAGAGGUAGGGCUCCCUGGAUCGCCUCUCUCAGAAUAAAAUACGAAUCUGGCAUCACA